Rhopilema esculentum is the source of this 3136-nucleotide messenger RNA. RefSeq lists its product as uncharacterized. Gene Ontology annotation, molecular function: calcium ion binding; heparin binding. Lineage: Eukaryota; Metazoa; Cnidaria; Scyphozoa; Rhizostomeae; Rhizostomatidae. The record is from RefSeq and is a predicted model, not a curated record.
CGCCUAAAAUUAUGACGAUAAAACCAAUUCUGAGCUUAAAAAAGUCGUAUAAUUAAGUUUGGGGAAAUUUCCAAAACGAGGUCGUAAGUCGAAUUGGUGUAUAUAAAGCCUUGUGCACCAUUUGCUACUGUCAGUAUCCAGGCACCGUGGAGCAGAGGGGCUGGGGGGCUUUAGCCAAAAAUGUACAAUAUUAAUAGAAGAACCACCAGUAAAGCCUCUUGUUAUUCGGUUUUAGUCCCCCCACUCUCUUAGACCCCCCUCUUGUCUCAACGCUCCGUGGUGCCUUGUAUCGUAGCCAGGAUGGGGGCCAUACCUCAAAGAACUGUAACUUUUCUUGCAAAAGCUAUUGAGCUAAAUGUCACUUUAUCAUGAGCAAGACAUAUAAUUGAUAUUGAGGGUCGUUUGGCCUUCUAAAAGUCUUCAUUAGUCAGAAAACCUGGAAAUGUAUUUAAAAUUUUCUUGGCACUUAGAAUCUUAAAAUACUCGAAAAUUUUGUGGGGGAGGAUCGAUAAAGGAAAAAUUCCUGUUGAUCGUUCUGAUGGGAAACCCUUGUUCGUUGGUAGAUUUCGGUUGGGCGGCCAUUUCCGUUCUUUUUAAACUCAAUAUUGAAGUACGUAAUUGUGAGAGAUUCUGUUGCCUCUAAUAGUCGACAUCGAACCUUUAUAACGAUUCCAUUUGGUAUGUAAGACAGGAUUAGUUUUCCAAAGAACAUUCUAGAUUCACAGACUUCGCAGGCCUUGAAAACCUUGAAAAUGCGAGGCUUUAGAAUCUCAGAAAUUGCGGGGAAUAAGGAUGUUCUUUUCCCGCAUCACCUCCAUGUGGCGUAUUUCUAUGAAUAUUGGCCUUAAAUGAUGGCAAUAAUGAUUUCGUUUCAUUCGCUGUAGGCGUAUGUGGUUAUCUUAAAUGCUUCCUUAAAAACAUGUAACGACAUAAUGUGAUCGUUAAUCAGCCUGUUUAUUGCAUUGCAAAGAAUUUGAAAGCUGAGCUCAUCAGCAAACCUGGAAGCGAUGGAGAAGCAAGCGGUGGCUGUUGUUUUUAUUCUGGUUGCUCUUUACUUGGGCGUGCCAAUUGAAAUUGGAAAAGCUGAUGGGCUAUGUUUUGGCACCGAAGAAAACAAAACCACUUUGUGUCAUAUGAAUGGUAGCUGUCUCGGCAUCAAUAACCAGUCGCUGUGCAGUUGCAAACCUGGUUUUACUGGUAAUGGCUCGAGCUGCCAUAACAUAGACGAAUGUCUCAGUAACAAGUGUCCUGAAAAUUCUACAUGCAUGGAUACAAUAGGGUCGUUCAUUUGCAGUUGUGAUGGUGGAUACUUCUGGAAUGGAAGUCAAUGUGUCGAUGAAUGUCUAACAAAUGGACACAAAUGCCACGACCAUGCUUUUUGUUCAAGUACAAAUGGAUCGUAUUUUUGUAUUUGUGCUGCAGGACAUACAGGGAAUGGGACAUUUUGUGAGAAAAAUUAUGUGGACUGUACAGAUUUUCCCGGGUCAUGCUGUGCGUCUAGAAAUGGCUUUUCGAAAAAUGAUUCUGGUCAUUGCGUUGAUAUUGAUGAAUGCCAAAAUGGAACCGACGUUUGUCCUCAGUCAUCUAUCUGCGUUAAUACUGAAGGAUCAUACACGUGCACUUGCAAAUCUGGAUUCUCUGGGAACGGCACUCACUGUCAAGAAAUUGACCCGUGUAGCUCUGAGAGUCUGUGCCAUUCAAACGCAACGUGUACUGUCGUAAAUGGAACCUAUCGUUGUAUUUGUAGCAAUGGUUUCAUCGGUAAUGGAACAUAUUGCGAAAAUAACAACGAAUGUGACAACCACACCAUUUGCAACAGUCAGGCAGAAUGUAUUGACACCAGAGGCUCGUAUUUUUGCAUGUGUAAAAAUGGGUACACAGGAAAUGGAACACAUUGUUCUGAUAUCGAUGAAUGUCGCAGUGACCAAAGACCAUGUCGCUCUUUUGAUGCAUGUGUAAAUACAAUUGGAUCGUUCAAAUGUCAAGACCGAUGCAGACAAUCUUCUUGCCCAGAACUCUCCUUCUGUCGUAAUAUCCCAACAGGACCCUUGUGCAGAUGCAUUAAUGGCCUUUACCUGUCAAACGAACUUUGUGUCAAGGCAAAGACGAUAUUCCAAGUUGAUGGUGUUCGCCUUAAUCGCACGUUUAUACCUAGAUAUGCAGAUAGACGAUCGAGUGAAUUUACUGAACUGGCCACUGAAGUUGAAAGUCAGUUUCUGCGGGCAUUCCGCGGUACAAAGCUCGGUCCUGGACUAAAGGCAAUCCAAAUUUUUGCACUGAGAAGAGGAAGCAUUGUACUCUCUUUCUACUUACUCUUUGAUCAGAAACCUACUGUAACAACAACCCAGAUUGCUGAACUUGUCAAGAAUCGUUCAUUUCAUUUAUCGUUCAGUCCAGAAAGACAAACGCGGCCAGUUGUACGAGUGACAAAUCAUUGCGAAACUGGAAGUCAUGGCUGCGAUAAAAACGCUCGCUGCAUACCAACAUCCUCAAGAUCUGAUUACCAGUGUCAGUGCAAAGCAAAAUAUGAAAUGAGGAGUGGAAAAUGCAGCAAAAGUCGUACAUAUGCCGAAAUAAUAAUACCAUCUGUGAUUGGAGGCUUGUUGUUUUUAUUUUUUCAUUUUUGCUUAUUGCUUUGUUGUGCAAGAAAAGACGGUUAAGAAAGGCAUCGAGAAAGGAAGCAAAAUUUUACGAGCCUCAUCUUGAAAUUUUUCGGGUAGAGGCUGGAAAUGAAAACCAUGGAAUACAGAUGCAGGAUACAUCAUCUAAAGAGGCGAAGAAGUGAAUGAAAGAUAAACAAUAGGCCUAUUUGUGUAUAUAUUUAGUUUGUUUUGUUUUGUCAAAUACUUUAGCCAUACAUUAUUGAUAACUUUGAGAACCAUUUGUACGUUAUGAAAGUCUUCAAUCAGAAGGGAUUGUAUAACAUAUAUUCAAUUCUCUGUAUACUGAUUAAAUGUAAUUAAAUAAUUAUGUCUAGCAUCUAUCAACAGACUCAUUGUCAGCUACAAUAGCAUUAACAUCAUUCGAAAUAAAAUGAACAAACAAAUUUCAGAGUAUCAAAUUAUUCAAAUAAAAAAGGGGAAGAUUUUGGCAAUAAACAGAAUGUUUAACUGGCAGAACGCAUAGGCACACCAGC